This is a messenger RNA of Physella acuta, 3084 nucleotides long. Its product is annotated as chondroitin sulfate synthase 3. Gene Ontology annotation, molecular function: glucuronosyl-N-acetylgalactosaminyl-proteoglycan 4-beta-N-acetylgalactosaminyltransferase activity. Lineage: Eukaryota; Metazoa; Mollusca; Gastropoda; Physidae. Gene Ontology annotation, cellular component: Golgi cisterna membrane. The record is from RefSeq and is a predicted model, not a curated record.
CCAUGCACACCGAAAAGACCGAAUGAAUGGUUCUAUUCAGGUGUCUAAGGCGUGACGAUGUGCUGUCUUAUAGGUAUCAAGUUUUGUCUGCUGCUCUACUUCUCCUACACUAGACCUGGUUGGUUCCGGGUGGAUUUGGUGGAGAAACAUUUGGUGUAGGGCUUCAGGGCUAGCGGCAGUGGAUUCAGUUUUUUUCUUUCUAACAUUUUGGUGGACCUAAAUAAAUUGUGGUGGAUCAAAAUAUAUGUUGGUGGAUCUAAAUAUAUUUUGGUGGAUCUAAAUAUAUAUUGGUGGAUCUAAAUACAUUUUGGUGGAUAUAAAUAUAUUUUGGUGGAUUUAAAUACAUUUUGGUGGAUCCAUGUGGAUCUAUGGUGGAAACUAGCGACUUCCAGCUGCAUCAGACCAGGACUUGUAAGGAAACAAAUAAAACUCCAGAGCCGUGUCACCACUAGAAAACACGGACAUGGUGCCAUAGAAACAGGUGGACCCUAACAUGAUGUUACCAUAGCAACAAGCCGCUGUCCACGAUGACGUCGACCGAGUUCCACGGCAAGUUCAAGGUCACUGCCUUGUUCAUCUUCGGCUUCCUGCUGGGCACCUACCUGUUUUCGGAGAUCCGGCCCUCGCUCCGGCUCCGGUUCAACGACUGCCGGAUCAAGGCCAUGCAGGCCGUCAAGGCGAGGAUCGACGCCUUCCGACGCCAGACUCGCGAGGCGCCUGACUCAGCGCCGGACACUGACGCCGAGCCGAGGUCAGAGGUUAAGGACGAGAAGUUUCUGUUUAUCGGCAUCAUGACGGCCCGGAAGUUUCUGGACACGAGGGCGUUGGCCAGCAGCCGGACAUGGGUGCCGCGCGUCCCCGGGAGGGUUGUUUACUUUCUAGGGGAGGGGGAGGAAUACAAAGGUAGCCUGAACGUGAUCCAGCUGAAGGGGGUGAAGGAGAACGACUACCCCCCACAGAAGAAAUCUUUCGCCAUGGUGGACUACAUGAGCAAACACUUCGCCAGGGACUACAAGUGGCUGAUCCGUGCAGACGAUGACGUGUACAUGAAGGUGGACGAACUGGUCAGGUUCCUCAAGUCUAUUGACGACUCCAAGCCUCUGUAUAUAGGUCAGCCUGGCUUCGGCAAGCCGGUCGAAGAGGGCAAACUCGGCCUCGCAGGGGCGUUCUGUAUGGGGGGCCCUGGAGUGAUCAUGACGUCAAAGAUUGUGACGGGGGUGGCCCCGGGGCUCAAAGAUUGCCUAAAGGUCACGGUCACGGGACACGAAGACACGGAGCUGGGGCGGUGCAUCACCAUUAACACGGGGGUGCAGUGUACCAUAGCGUUUCAGAUGAAAGAGCUCUUCUACCAAAACUACGCCGAGCUGGAGUUACCCAACAGUUCCUUCAAGAAAGGUCUGGGGAAGGACGAGCAGAAAGCCUUGACCCUGCACCCCAUCAAAGAAGCCUCCUAUGUCUUCAGGAUGGACAAUUUCUUUAGCAACGUUACAAUGCAGAAACUCCGAGAAAAGCAAAAGAUGCUAAAAGUGGAAAUGGACAAGUUCGACAAGAUUAUUUUUGGUAACAAUGGCCGACCCGCGAGCAAAGCUUCCGUUUCCGGUUCAUCACAACCAGUGCACGAUGACGUCCAGAGUGACACGACGAUAUUCCAAGAUGCCGUCAGAAGGCGACGCGGCCACGUCAUCAACAUGGAUCAGAUCCGUCUGCUGCCCGAGGGUAAAUCUAUCUACCAUGGGCCGGAUCGAUCCUGGGAAUUUAUUCGAUACAAGCGGAUGUUUAGCACGACGUUUGAGACGGGCAAGUUGGAGUUCUCCAUCGAGUACAAGAGAAGAACCGAGCUGCACCAGGAGAUGGUUAAUCACGUGAAAGCGCUCCCUGACCUCUCGAGGUCAAGCCCUAAGUUUGUGAACGAGACCUACCACCGGACCACCACCAACCGGGGGGUGGAGGUCUUGCUUUUCGUCAAAAAGUGGCACCAAAACAAAAAGUACAUCCAACCUAUUUACCUCAGGAAGCCCUUUCACCCCGCCCUGGUGGACUUUAGGGAGGCGGACCGAGGGGACGAGGAGCUGGGGGAGAGGGGGAAGACGAUCUACAUGCUGAUGCCGCUGUUCCAGAGGUCAGCCAUCUACAAACGGUUCCUGGACAUGCACGCAUCGGCUGUUGCGGGCUACAAGGGCAAGGUCGAGCUGAGACUGGUCGUGUUUAUUGACGACAGGGGAGAGUACAAGCUCCUCUCCACUAUGACGUCAUCCAUCUUGGACAGCCGGCCCUACCUGGACAUUAGGGUCAUCUAUCUAGACGAGCCCUUCAACAGGGGCAAAGGUUUGAUGACAGCACUGGCUGACCUCCCCUACACAUCGCUACUUUUGUUUAUGGACGUGGACAUGGAAUAUUCCUCCCAUUUCCUGCAUCGUGUGUCCAAGUACACCGUCAUGGGCCAGAGCACAUUCUUCCCUAUUUAUUUUGUGCAUUUUAACCCCGACUCUAUAUGCUACAAGCAAGAGGACUGUGACACCCUGCUCAACAGCCGCCGUGACGAGGUGGGGUUGUGGCGGAGCUUCAGCUACGGUAUAGGGGCCGUCUACAAGAAGGAUCUUAUCAAAGCAGGAGGGUUUAAGACGGACAUCGUGGGCUGGGGCCUGGAGGACGUGGACUUCUAUGAAAAGUGUAUCGCUCUAGGUCUGGCGGUGGUGCGGGGUUCGGAUCCCUCUUUGAUACACAGAUUCCACCCAAGGGAGUGCAACAUGUCACUCCCGGAAAAUCAAUUAAAACAGUGUAUAGACAGCGGCAACGCCAUGUUGGGUUCUGUCAAAAACUUGUACCGGAUAUUGAAUGAUGUGUCGGGUGGGGAGGGGGUUUGACGACAGCAUUCCUAGAAAAAGAUUUCCAAUGGAUAUUUAUGUCUCAUGUCAAAGUAUUUAUAGAGCUGUGAGUAUUCCAAUUGCGCUAAGGUCAAGGGCAAAAUAAGAACAUUAAGCAGCAUUUUAAAUGUGUUUACAACUGAAGAAUUUACAGGCGAUGUAUCAUUUAUGGUCAUAAUGACGCUGUUAAAUGCCAACACGUUUAUAAAAAUAUUUCAAC